Zootoca vivipara (common lizard) is the source of this 3324-nucleotide messenger RNA. Lineage: Eukaryota; Metazoa; Chordata; Lepidosauria; Squamata; Lacertidae. The record is from RefSeq and is a predicted model, not a curated record.
AUGGCUGGAUUUUGCCGAUCAUGGAUAGCGGGUUAUGCCGAACUCACCAAGCCCCUGACAGCCAUGACCCGACAGGACCACCCCGAUAAACUCCAAUGGAAUGAGGAAGCCUAUGCCUCCUUUGAACGAAUAAAACGGGAACUCCGCUCAGCUCCCGCUUUGGGACUCCCAGACUACCGUAUCCCUUUCAAUCUCUAUGUCCACGAACAAAUGGGAGUUGCAUCAGGGGUCCUCACACAACCCUUUCGUGAUAGGGAAAGACCAGUAGCCUACUACAGUCUUCAGCUGGAUAACACAGCUAAGGGAACUGUCAACUGUCUCCGUGCUAUAGCUGCAACAGCCGCACUUCUUGAGAAAGCUCAGGAAACUGUAUUAGGACAUGAAAUCACCAUACAUGUUCCGCACGCGGUGUCCAUUCUCCUAACAAUGAAGGGUUCGCACCACUUCUCAAACUCGCGACUAAACCGCUAUGAGGCCUUACUUCUGACCCCUUCGAAUGUAACUAUCAAACGAGUUACCUCCCUCAAUCCUGCCACCCUCUUACCACUACCAGAUGAUGGCACCCCACACCAUGAUUGCACCCAGAUAGUCCGUCAGGCAGAGAAACCUCGAGAAGAUUUAGAUCAUCUUCCCCUGCCAAAUCCGGACCUAAUUCUGUAUACCGAUGGCAGCUCCAAAAUUGUAGACGGGGAAAGGAAGUCGGGGUAUGCAGUGGUCACGGAUUUUGAAAUAAUAGAAGCCAACCCAAUAAGUCCGCAGUAUAGUGCCCAAGCGGCUGAACUUGUAGCCCUCAUCAGGGCCUGUGAAAUUAGUGAAGGCAAACGGGCCACCAUCUACACAGACAGCAAGUAUUGCUUCGGAUUGGUGCACACCACGGGGCAAAUCUGGCUCCAAAGGGGCUUCUUGACAGCGGCGGGUUCCCAAAUAUCGCACGCUGCCCUGGUAGAGAGGCUCCUGAAUGCUAUCCACCUACCCGAGGCAAUAGCUGUUGUUCACUGCAAAGCACACACGAGAGGGAGGGAUCCCAUCUCCAAAGGGAAUAGCCGGGCGGAUAGAGCGGCCCAAAUGGCUGCACUCCAACCUCCCUCAGAGGGAAUGGACUUUCAGUGCAUCCAACUCCCAGCUGAUUUAAACCUGAAAGAUAUCUAUCAGGCCAUAACUGAUGAAGAACUGGCAAAGUGGAUCUCUAUCGGUGCGUCCGAAAUCGACGGGAUUUGGACUUUGCCGGAUGGUAGAAUAGUUCUACCCAAGGCUUGGACGCCUAAGUUCGCAAGGACACUUCACCAACAGACCCACUGGGGAAAGGGAAAGAUAACGGACUUCAUACAAAGGUACUGCUAUGCGCCGGGGACUGCAGCCGCGGCCGCAGCAGCUACCAAGAAUUGUAUCACUUGCCAAAACUUUAACCCGAAACGGGAACCUAAACGGCCCCCAGGAGCUAGACCGUGGGCUUUCGUCCCCUUUGAGACCCUGCAAUUAGACUUCAUCGAUCUACCACCAUGCCAGGGAUUCAAGCACGCACUAAUCAUUGUAGACAAGUUCUCCCAUUGGGUAGAGGGAUUUCCUACCCGACGGGCGACGGCCUCUGUAGUCGCUAAAACUCUCAUCCACGAAAUUAUACCUAGAUAUGGGAUCCCCCGUAAAUUGGACAGCGAUCAAGGAACCCAUUUCACUGCAGAGGUGGCCCAACAUGUUGCCCAGGCACUCGGGAUUAAGUGGGAACUACACACCCCUUACCACCCUCAGUCUUCUGGCCAAGUAGAGCGUAUAAACCAAGAAAUCAAGUUGCAACUUGGAAAACUCUGCAGUGAAACGGGGCUGAAAUGGACGGACUAUCGCUUUCUUGACUACCAUACCGCAGACCUUGGGGGCAACCAGAACCCGGACCGAGUGGGCGACUUCAACUUUUGCCUCCCGGAAUCCCGAACCCUCCUUCGUCACUCCUUGGUCCCAAGGCUCAGUGGGACCCAAUACUGGGAACUUUUCAUACGGGACCGGAACUACCAGCGCAUUGGAUCUGCAAAUCUCACCUUGGAACAGCAGUACUACCGACUUCACUGUACCAAUGGAUCAUACUUCCUCUACGGGCAAAGGGACAUCCUCCGCUACCCUAAUUGGACCGAGAUGGAAAAGGGAGGUGCCCAACCCGUUUACACAGACAACCACCAUCCAUCAGAAAGGUUGAUAUUUGGGUUCCAAUGCCUCCUCUUGACCCCGAAGCCGGAGAAACCACAGCUACAGGGAGUUUGUUUAAGGCGUUUCUGUUGUCUAUGGAACUUGGGCUACACACAGGGUUGGAAAGGAGGGGAAUACCUUGAAGGCUGGUACCACCCUGUAGGAUCUUCAAACAAUUCCCCAGUGUGGGACCACGAUGGACCGCAGCGAUGUGGGGGAAUCGCCAAGAAUACGACCCUCCUAAGCACCUCUGACCCCCUCCAUCCUAUCGGAACGGCUCCUAGACAGCUCGGUGGAUACUCCACUCUUGAGGAGCCUGAUCUGCUCUCCUCCUGGGGCAAGAACUCUUACCUCCAACUCCUUAGCCAGGUAGCUAAGGAGGCCCCUCCACAAGACUGUUGGAUUUGCGCCCAUGCUCCAAGCCACAUGCGGCAAGGGCUACCCCUGGUACCAGUGCCUGUCACCCUAGAACAAUUCCGCUCCGGGGACAUGACAUCCUGGAAUCUUACCGCUAUGAACCUGACUCAUCAGUACCUGUACCUCACGGGUCCAACUAAGGGCCCCCUCUGCCGACUUUUCGCCGGUGGCGGGGCCCACAUAGGUACCAGCACCUGCACCACCAACCUCGAACUCCAUGCUUCUGGACAGGUGACAAUCUCCUCACAUCUAGGUUCCCACAUUUACCCCAAUCUUUCAAUGGCAUGGGUCGCGGUGAUUGGCCGCCCUUCUAAAAACUCUACAUACAACCCGAACCCCUUGCUCCUGCGGCCCUUCGCUUCCGGAAGGAUGGAAUCCUACCUCUCAGGGUUAUUCUGGGUAUGUGGGCAUCGCGCAUACAGCUGGGUGAGCCCCCACAUGUCUGGUUCCUGUUUCAUCGGAUACAUCGUGCCUGGAAUCCGAGUCACUUACAACUUACCAGCUGGAAGGCAAAGGAACAGGAGAGGGCAGAAAUCCCUCUCAGAUCUCUCCGAUGUGGCAGCCAACGGUGAAACAUGGGGCAGGGCAUUAUUCCCUGCAUAUGGAGCGGGCUCCAACCAUGUGGACAUCCUUAAACUUACUGAUGUACUUCUGAAAUUCAUGCAGGAAGCAGAACAAAUCACGGACUCCCUCACCACAGAACUGUCACAGGCUUCCCCUGGGAACAUCUGA